This is a messenger RNA of Teleopsis dalmanni, 754 nucleotides long. Its product is annotated as sex-lethal homolog. Gene Ontology annotation, biological process: positive regulation of mRNA splicing, via spliceosome. Gene Ontology annotation, molecular function: RNA binding. Gene Ontology annotation, cellular component: nucleolus; U12-type spliceosomal complex. The record is from RefSeq and is a predicted model, not a curated record. NCBI's taxonomy places the organism in Eukaryota, Metazoa, Arthropoda, Insecta, Diptera, Diopsidae. The transcript is spliced from 5 exons. The coding region runs from base 1 to 690 and encodes 229 amino acids.
AUGUGUUUUGAAGGUUUAUCGUCAUCUGUUACUACGCAUGAUUCUAUUCAAAUGCAAGGACAUCACGAUCAACUUACCAGCUCUGAUGAUGAAAGCCUUGAGAAACCCUCAUCAUCCAUCUCUCAAAUGACUGGCUACAGUUUCGGCUAUGCUUUUGUCGAUUUCGCCAAUGAAGCAGAUUCCCAACGUGCAAUUAAAAAUUUAAAUGGCAUUACCGUUCGAAACAAGCGUUUAAAGGUUUCAUACGCUCGUCCUGGUGGUGAAUCGAUUAAAGAUACUAAUUUAUAUGUCACAAAUCUCCCACGUACCAUUACUGAUGAUCAAUUGGAAGUGAUAUUCGGUAAAUAUGGAUCAAUAGUACAAAAAAAUAUCUUAAGAGAUAAACUAACAGGCAAACCAAGAGGCGUUGCUUUUGUCAGGUUUAAUAAGCGCGAAGAGGCACAAGAAGCAAUUUCUGCUCUUAAUAAUGUAAUACCUGAGCACGGUACACAACCUCUUACUGUGCGAUUGGCUGAAGAGCACGGUAAGGCUAAAGCUCAUCAAUUUGUGGCACAGUUUAGCGGCCCUUCUGGACCACAACCUCAAUUGAUCAAUGCUGGUUACAAUAACAUGGUGCAUAGAGGGUACAGCUAUUAUGGAUUAAUAGAUGGUCUGUAUCGUAAAAAAUCGUAUCAUUAUCCAUAUUUAUAAUUCGUAAGUAUUCCCGUGUACAUAGAAAUUAGUCAUUUAGUUUACAAAAAGAGCUAAAUUAUUU